Messenger RNA from Silurus meridionalis, 1473 nucleotides. RefSeq names its product liver-expressed antimicrobial peptide 2 (gene leap2). The record is from RefSeq and is a predicted model, not a curated record. Gene Ontology annotation, biological process: antimicrobial humoral immune response mediated by antimicrobial peptide; defense response to bacterium. Lineage: Eukaryota; Metazoa; Chordata; Actinopteri; Siluriformes; Siluridae. The transcript has 3 exons. The coding region runs from base 118 to 408 and encodes 96 amino acids.
GUGAAGUCUGACAGACUGAGUGUAUCUGUGGUGAUUGGAAAGUUAAUGAGAUAGUUACAAUAGUCACGGUUACAGAUAGAGUUCUGAGAAAGUUGUGCUAAAAAACAUCCUCACAGCAUGAAGGAGCAAUGUCAUUUCAGCAGAAAAGCUAUCAUGGUCUGGUGCUUGGUGCUUAUGGUGCUCACCCAACAGGUAGCUCCCAGUCCUGUUCCAGAGAUAGAGGCCCCCUCAGGCUUCGUGCAGGGAGUUCAGAGGUCACUCAAGAGAAUGGCCCGUAUGACGCCCCUUUGGAGAAUCAUGGGUACUAAACCCUAUGGGGCAUACUGUCAAAAUAACUAUGAAUGUUCCACAGGAAUGUGCAGGAAAGGACAUUGCUGCUUCAGCCAAUCUAUAAAUUCUUCAGAGUGAAAACACUCGUUUUUUCUCCAUGUGACUGAUUAUCGAGAACCCAGACUAUUUAGAAGCAUCAGAUGGAAUUUUACAUAAAGGUCUUACUUGCUGUUGGAGGUAAAAGUAAUGUGCAAUUUAAGGUCAGAAAUUUGGCAAACCAAGUUGUUAAUGUGUAUGUUGAUAGAAAGUGGGGCAAAAAAGUUUUUAAAAGGGCAAAUAACAAGCUUAAUUCAUUAUCAUGCAAUUCCAUAUAUGCAUGAAUUCAUAAUACAAGUAAUUAUUUGGUUUUUCAGUUUAACCACAUGAACCUCAUAACCUACAGUAUAAUACACUAUGUGUGUAUACUAUUAAUGUAUUAUUAUUAUUAUUAUUAUUAUUAUUAUUAUUAUUAUUAUUAUUAUCAUCAUAGUUUUUGUUACAUUUUAUUACAUAUUGCACAUUUAUCAGAUUUUGGGUGGUGCUAGAGAUGGAGUGAUGAAUUAAAUACUGCUAGAGCUGGUAAACACCCAUUGAGCCUUGAACUACUGUAGACUGUUUCCAGAAUCCCAACUCUUGGUAUUAGAUCACGUAAUGUCUGGAUGCUGCACAGAUACAGCUGGCAGGAAGUUGCAUGUACAACCUGGGCAGAUUUUCAACCUGAGGGUCAUUGAACUACAGAUAUCCUUCAGUGGAAAGUGAGCAAGAAUGUGUGAUUACCAGUGCAAAGAUUAAAGACCUUAGAUGAAUGAAAGAAGAUCCUAUGACUGUAGUUUCACAUAUUUCUGUUCUGUUUUCUGGUGUGCUAAAGUUCUCUAUGUUGUAACAUUUUCUGGCUUUUUUAUUUAUGUAAGCUCUGAUACACAUCUGAUCUUUUUCAAACAUCUCACAGAUAUUCUGAUAUUCUUCUGCUGGAUAAUCUAUUUAUUAUAUUAGAUUUUUUUUUUUAUUGCUUUUGAGUGUUUUAGAAAAUGUUCUAAAACUUUAGGUGUGCAGUGACAUCAUUACUGAAUAUUUGAGUGUUCUGAAUGUUUUUAGUUGCUUUUGUGUAUGCUGCUUAUGAUGUUUGAAUGAUACAAAAUUAUGAAAUAAAAUGUUUUAUUAUGA